Messenger RNA from Linum tenue, 1642 nucleotides. NCBI's taxonomy places the organism in Eukaryota, Viridiplantae, Streptophyta, Magnoliopsida, Malpighiales, Linaceae. The record is from the annotation of a GenBank genome assembly.
GGAACUGUAAGACAAACGAUGUCGUGUUGGCCACUACAUACCAAAAAAAAAAAAAAACCAGUUUGUGGACAAAAAGGAAAUUUCAAGAAGCGAAACUGCGAAAGGACGAAAAAGAGAAAGAAAAUACAAAUACUUUCCGACCUUCCUUCUUCUCCUGCUUGGCUGCUUAAGCAUUGCGCUCUCUCUUCCUCUCUCCCUUUCCAAUUUGUAAAGUUUCCCCCUUUCACAUUCCACCUGCAUCAUCAUCAUCGAACCCUAAAAGUCCUUCCCCAAUUUCACCAUCUCCUAAACCCUCAGAAUCCAUCGCCAUCGCCGAUCAAUACCCAUUGACUCGCUCUCCUGCGCGGGAAUUCGAUCGGGUUUCUGAUUCAUUUUCUGCUCGCGGCGGAAGUGGAAUUCGGCGGGUGUGGGGGAAAAUUCGGCAAUUCCCGAUUGUGAUUUCUCGUUUUCCCCGCGCGCGCAAUCAACACAGUCAUGAGCUUUCAAGAUCUCGAGGCCGGGCGCCCCUUGGGCGGCGGCGGGAGGAGGGACCGAAUGAACGGUAAACAGGAUGCCACGCAGGCGGUCGCGUCCGGGAUUUUCCAGAUCAAUACCGCCGUCUCGACUUUCCACCGCCUGGUUAAUACCCUCGGCACUCCCAAGGAUACUCCUGAGCUGCGCGAGAAGCUGCACAAGACAAGAUUACACAUUGGGCAAUUAGUGAAGGAUACUUCUGCAAGACUUAAACAAGCAAGUGAUGCAGAUCACCAUUCUGGAGUUGAUCAACGAAAGAAGAUUGCCGAUGCCAAACUUGCAAAAGAUUUUGAAGCAGUUCUGAAAGAGUUUCAGAAGGCUCAGCGUCUCUCAGCUGAGAGGGAAACAGCUUAUUCUCCAUUUGCCCCCCAUGCAAAAGUUCCUUCCAGUUACUCUGCCAAUGAGGUAGAUGUAAGUUCGGAUAAGAAUCCGGAAGAACGUGCUCUUCUGAUGGAGACAAAAAGACAAGAAGUCGUGCUAUUGGACAAUGAGAUUGCCUUCAAUGAGGCAAUCAUUGAGGAAAGAGAGCAGGGAAUACAUGAGAUUCAGCAGCAAAUCGGUGAGGUGAAUGAGAUUUUCAAAGAUCUUGCGGUCCUUGUCCACGAGCAAGGAACUAUGAUCGAUGACAUAGGUUCCCACAUAGAUAAUGCCCAUGCUGCAACUGCACAAGGGAGACAACAGCUCGUGAAAGCUGCAAAAACUCAAAGAUCAAAUUCCUCCCUGACUUGCUUACUGUUGGUGAUCUUUGGGAUCGUGCUCCUCAUCGUGAUCAUAGUGCUUGCAGCCUAAUCUUGGUUCUCUGCUCAUUCAACGAUGAUUACAUAUCUGCAUAUGUUCAGUUUCCAACAGAAAUAGUGAUUCUCUGUGGUGAAAGGAGGAAAAGAAAGUGAUCUUUUCUUCUUCUGAGAAUGUAUUUGUUGGUUGAUUUCCUUUUCUGAGACGAUGGUUGAAUGAAAGUGUUGAUCUUUUGUGAUGCUGGUGGUGGUAUAUAUAUUGAGUUCUGUCCUAUAUAGUAAGAUGGUUUGUGUGUUUCUUGGAAUCUUUGUUAAUUCUUCAUACCAAGGAAUGAUUCUAUUGUGCACACUGUUUUCUGGCGACUUCUUUUGAUGGUCAAAAGGAUGCUUGUUAG